UCAAUAAAAGUAAAAAGAGUCAAGUUAUUUUCUUGCCGAAUCGAAUGAUCAAUGUUACGCUUUUGAUCAUAUUAAGAAGAAGAAAAUGUUUAAAUUAUUUUCUUCGCUGUCAUUAAACCAACAUUUUGUAUCAGGAACAGUACGAAGUGUGUCUACAUAUGGCGGUCCGUUGUUAUUCCGAUCAUCCGCUCCAAUGUUUGCAGAACCACUGAAGAAGAAAAAACGUUUGGAUCCACAAAUCUUGAAAGCGAGAGAAGAGAGAAAACGUAAAAAGAUUGAGAAAGCCAUAAGAAAAUUAGAAAAGGUAUCAAAAACAUUAAAACCUAUUGAUGAAGUUCAGUUAAUGGCUUCACUUGCUAAUGAAUCUGGAGAUAGACGAAGGCCAUCUAUAAGUCAUAGCAAUGAAAAACUUGAAGAGCGUAUAAUGGCUUCAAAAACUUGGUCAAAAUAUAAGCACGAUGAACAUUUUUUUAACCUUCAAGUAAUAAAUGAUUUAGAGUAUUCACAACAGCGAGCAUUAAAUGAAUUACGUGAAGUUUCCGAGGAACUUUAUCAAGCAGCCAUUGAAAUUGAUGAGUCGUUGUUACCGUAUAAUUUAGAAGGACCCGUAGAAACUCCUCCAAUUGAAAACUAUCAGAGUCCAGAUGGCGAAUACUCCGAUAUUUCAAAAAAAUGGGAGUGAAUAGUAUUAAUUAUUAAAUUCACAUUUUAUAUUGUCAAAAAUUAAUUAA
Molecule: messenger RNA, 731 nt
Organism: Adelges cooleyi (spruce gall adelgid)
Lineage: Eukaryota; Metazoa; Arthropoda; Insecta; Hemiptera; Adelgidae
Gene: mRpL40
Product: 39S ribosomal protein L40, mitochondrial
Exons: 2
Coding region: 86-682 (198 amino acids)
Cellular component (GO): mitochondrial large ribosomal subunit; mitochondrial ribosome
Source: RefSeq, a predicted model, not a curated record